Dichomitus squalens LYAD-421 SS1 is the source of this 950-nucleotide messenger RNA. RefSeq names its product 60S ribosomal protein L2/L8. The transcript is spliced from 6 exons. The record is from RefSeq and is a predicted model, not a curated record. Lineage: Eukaryota; Fungi; Basidiomycota; Agaricomycetes; Polyporales; Polyporaceae. The coding region runs from base 56 to 820 and encodes 254 amino acids. Gene Ontology annotation, biological process: cytoplasmic translation. Gene Ontology annotation, cellular component: ribosome; cytosolic large ribosomal subunit. Gene Ontology annotation, molecular function: RNA binding; structural constituent of ribosome.
CUCGCCUGCCCGCCAACGCCAUCGACAACACCGCCGACCAGCAAGACUAAUCAACAUGGGUAGGGUAAUUCGGGCGCAAAGGCGGUCACACGCUAUAUUCAAAUCCCACACCCACCACAACAAGGCGCCUGCGCAGUUCCGCCCUCUCGAUUUUGCGGAACGCAAUGGCUACGUCAAGGGUAUUGUGAAAGAGAUCAUCCACGACUCUGGCCGUGGUGCUCCUCUUGCCCGUGUCGUUUUCCGCGACCCCUACCGUUACAAGCUCCGCAAGGAGACUUUCAUCGCGACUGAGGGUCUUCACACUGGUGCCUUCGUUUACGCCGGCAAGAAGGCGCAGCUCGCUGUGGGCAACGUCCUGCCCGUUGGCCAGUGCCCUGAGGGUACCAUUGUCUCUAACGUUGAAGAGAAGGUCGGUGACCGUGGCGCGCUCGCUCGCACUUCCGGCAACUACGCGACCGUCAUCGGUCACUCGCCCGAUGAGAACAAGACGCGCAUCCGUCUACCCUCUGGCGCGAAGAAGACCGUAUCCAGCUCUUGCCGUGCAACUGUCGGUAUCGUCGCCGGCGGUGGCCGUAUCGACAAGCCUUUGCUUAAGGCCGGCCGUGCGUACUAUAAGUUCAAGGCCAAGCGCUACAACUGGCCUCGUACUCGUGGUGUGGCCAUGAACCCCGUUGAUCACCCUCACGGUGGUGGUAACCACCAGCACAUCGGUAAAGCAUCGACGAUCGCCCGCUCUGCCGUACCCGGUCAGAAAGUCGGUCUCAUUGCCGCCCGUCGGACUGGUCUGCUGCGCGGUACCGUCAAGGUCAAGGAGGUUUAAGUUGCUUGACAUCGGGUAUCUGCGUGUCGUUUGUUGUAUGCUGCUUUGCCUCACUUGCACGAUGUUACAAAAGCUUUGUAUGCAACUUAUUGCAUAUGCGUCAUGACCACAUGCCUUUUUGAUGCACGGC